AUGCAGGAGGAAACUGUUGCCCCCGAGCCCUCGUCGGAUGACGAAGCAAGCAAGUGGUUUAUCUCUAAUAUUCCGCCUGAGUUCCUGAAACGUUUGGACACGUUAGACGACGCUGCUUUUAUGAUGGAUAUUUCUUCCUACGAGGGGUUUGGCUCCUUCCACUCUGAAAAUGUCGAGGGCCUCGUCGCCAGAGAACAUGGAAAAUACCGCCCCCCACCGCUGCCGCCCUUUGCGAAAAGGGUGCUGGGGCGCAGCGAUCUUCGUCAGGUUGAGACGGCAAGGAAUGAAGAGGAAAAGAUGGAAAUAAGGAACCGGUCGGUCCAAUUGUGCGAAUUCGGUCUUCCUUUUCGUCACGAGCAUUUCACCAUCACACCCGAGUUUGUCUUCAUAAACCACGGCGCAUUUGGAGGAUCUCUGCGCGGCGCUGCGGCGAUCAAACACGGCUACGAAGAUCUUAUGGAGCAGCAGGUGGUGAAGUACAUGGAUCGAGAGCUGUUGCCGCUUAUUGUGUACAGUGUUCGGCGGCUGGCAGAAUUUAUAAAUGCUGACGCCAAGCAAAUUGUCUUAAUUCAAAAUGCAACCUUUGCGCUAAACUGUGCGAUGCAACUAAUUGAAAAGGAUGAUGUUGUUGUGUUCUUCGACACAGAGUAUCUUUCCGUGUACAAGAUGAUGUACUUCCGCUGCAAUGAUGUGGGUGCCAGCCUUCAUGAGAUUUCGCUUCUUAAUUAUUUGCAUGAUGCCUCCAUCAUGGGCAACGAUGAGGCCCUCACGGAGGAAAUAUGCCGCCAGUUACCAAGCGGAUGCACAACUGCCGUCUUUGAUUACAUUGCGUCCACUACCGCUCUUUGCAUACCGGUCUUUACACAUAUUAUUCCCGCACUGAGGCGUCAUGGUGUGAAAAAGAUUAUUGUGGAUGGGGCGCACGCACCAUUGCAGUUGGAUUUAAACUUUAAAGAGCUACCGCCAGAGUCGCAGCCAAGUAUUUUUGUUGGUAAUCUUCACAAGUGGUUUUCUAGUCCCAAGUCUGUUGGAUUUAUGUGGGUUCACAAUUCACUUUUGGACUCUUUUCACUCUGUUGUCAUUUCACAUGGCGCGGGUGAUGGUCUUCUUUCGGAAUUUAUCUGGGACGGCACUCGUGACUACGGCGCCUAUCUUUGCAUUCCGGCGGUGGUUGAUUUUUGGCGUGCGCAGGGCCUCGAUCGUGUAAGAAAUCAUUGUGCCAAUCUGCUCCAAUCCGCUGCAAACAUGCUUACACAUCACUUUGGCACGCGGCCGGUGGCUCGGCACGCUCCUUUUAUGUCUCUUGUGGAGCUUCCAGAGGCGCUGCAAGGUCCGCCUUUGACGGCAAAACAUAUUCAGGACCUUCUUCAUGAAGUGUAUAAGCUGGAAGUUCCUAUUAAGCGUGUGGAGGGACGCUUCUAUGUGCGCAUCAGCGCCUUUGUCUACAAUACCCCCAGCGAAUAUGUGUACUUGCGUGAGGCGCUUUUGGGCAUUGCCCGCAACCGACUUCUCUCUUUGUGGCGGCAACGGUCGACUGCGCUGGAGGCCGGCACCCCCGUCGUCGAUCCACCGAAGGUUCCGUUUGAGAAGCGGAACCGCGAACAGGGCGGGUGUGGCGUUUCAGGGCUUGAACCGCCGCUGAGGAAACGAAGAAGCAUCAAGUUCUGA
Molecule: messenger RNA, 1668 nt
Organism: Trypanosoma cruzi
Lineage: Eukaryota; Euglenozoa; Kinetoplastea; Trypanosomatida; Trypanosomatidae
Exons: 1
Coding region: 1-1668 (555 amino acids)
Source: RefSeq, a predicted model, not a curated record